UUGACCCUAAUGUCUCUUACAUCUAGUGAACUUAAGCAAGCUUUUUUGUCUGGAAAAAACAGUAAUGAGGACAAAGGUGCUGGACCUAGUGGAAAUGUUGCGGGUAGUAGUUCAAUUCCGGAACAAGAAAGUGCAAAGAGGCAGUCCGUGACUUCUCAGAAUGUUGCUUUGCAAGUUGUGAGCACUUGUCGCUGCGAGACUCGUUGUUGUAACCUUUGUGUGUCAACAAGGGCAAAAUGUAUAAUCUUAUGGGUACUGGUGAUAAUUGGAUUGAUUUUGUGCUUUUUGUUUGGUGGCUUGUUUUAUUUUGCAAGCAAAUUGGAUGCCAACACAUCAUCCUUGAUGGCUCAGAAAUCUGAGAUUGAUGGUUUGAAGGAAGCAAUAAAUAAAUUGACUAAAAAGGAUUAA
Molecule: messenger RNA, 408 nt
Organism: Meloidogyne enterolobii
Lineage: Eukaryota; Metazoa; Nematoda; Chromadorea; Rhabditida; Meloidogynidae
Source: the annotation of a GenBank genome assembly